AUGUCAGAAGGAUGCGAGAAAGAUGCGGAAAAAGUACAGAAGAGAUACAGUACAAGUUCAGAAAAGAUGCGGAAAAGGUGCAAAAGAGUUGCGGAAACGGUAAAACUCAGAUGCGGAGAAGUGCAAAAGAAAUGCGAAAUUAAUACAGGAGAGGUACCAGUGUCAGCGUAUGCCCUUUUCUUUAGAGAUACUCAGGCAGUAAUUAAGGGAAAACAUCCAAAUGCCAGCUUCGGCGAAGUAUCUAAAAUUGUUGCAUCAAUGUGGGAUGCACUAGACAUUGAACAUAAAAAUUAUUACAAAAAGAAAACCGAGGCAGCUAAGAAAGAAUAUUUGAAAGCUCUCGCGGCAUACAGAGCAUCUCUGGUAAGCAAAGGUGCAGGUGAAAAUGAACAAAAACAGCAAACACCACAGCCGCAACAACAAAUGCAAUACAGUGGAUACACAAGCUAUGCUAACAAUACUGCGCCAGCAAAUGUUUCAUAUCAAGUUUAUAGUCCUCAACAUCAACCUUCAUCGCCUCAACAUCAGCAACAGCAGCAACAACAAAUGGCUGUUAAUAAAAAGUCAUCCCAUCAUUUAGCCAUGCAAGGAAACCCUCAACAAAGCUUAAUGGGCAGUGUAAUGGCACCACUGCAUAUGACACAACAGCAACAGCAGCACAUGCAGCAGCAGAUUUCUCAACAGCAAUAUAUGCAGAUGCCUCAACAAGUACAGCAAGUGCAAGUGCAGCAACAACAGCAACAACAAAUAAUACAUACGAGUCCACCUAGAGCAGAAUUUAUAAAAUCUGAGGAUUUACCGAUGAAGUCUGAAACUUUAUCUAGUUCUUCGUCGCCAGUAAACCCUUCACAAGUGACUAUGACAGGACAAAGACCUUCACCGUGUAUACAUCAGGGAUGCCCUAAUCCUGCUAUAUCUAAUAACGAAUGGGAAGAUGAAUACUGCAGCAAUGAAUGUGUGGUCAGCCAUUGCAGAGAUGUAUUCAAUACGUGGGUGUCUUCAAAUCAAAAUUCUCAACAAAACUAUUCUACAGUUAAAUAAAAGUUCUACAAGAGAUGAACUACAAUUACUCAAUGGCCUCACACCUUAAAUGGCUCGUUGUUAUCUGUAAAGUAAGAUAUUUAAAUGAAUGUAUAUACACAUAAACUAGUGAACUUUUUAAAGUGUCAAGACUAUUCAUGCAGCAACAGAGAUACAGAGAUCAGCAUUAGAGGAUAGUUUGAAAUGUGUAUACAGAUGUGUUCUAUAUGUGUGUACAUGUUGACAAGAGAACAAAAAGGCAAGAGAAGGAAUAGAAAAAGAUAAUGAUGAAAUAAAGAUAAAAUUGUUUCUUUUUUUAGAAAAAAAUCUUAGAAUGUAUAUUGAAAAGCCUUAUCCAAAAACUUAUUUCUCUGGCCAAAGGUCUUUGUUUGUAAGGAGUACAUUACGACUUAAGUAAGUUAAAUAAGUGCAUUUAUUUUCAUUACACUUAUAGGCAGUUAAACA
Messenger RNA from Trachymyrmex cornetzi, 1485 nucleotides. RefSeq names its product target of wingless. Gene Ontology annotation, biological process: regulation of transcription by RNA polymerase II. Bases 1 to 1041 code for a protein of 346 amino acids. NCBI's taxonomy places the organism in Eukaryota, Metazoa, Arthropoda, Insecta, Hymenoptera, Formicidae. Gene Ontology annotation, cellular component: nucleus. The record is from RefSeq and is a predicted model, not a curated record. The transcript is spliced from 6 exons. Gene Ontology annotation, molecular function: chromatin DNA binding.